Frankliniella occidentalis (western flower thrips) is the source of this 7224-nucleotide messenger RNA. Its product is annotated as venom dipeptidyl peptidase 4. Bases 72 to 1841 code for a protein of 589 amino acids. The transcript has 7 exons. NCBI's taxonomy places the organism in Eukaryota, Metazoa, Arthropoda, Insecta, Thysanoptera, Thripidae. The record is from RefSeq and is a predicted model, not a curated record. Gene Ontology annotation, biological process: proteolysis. Gene Ontology annotation, molecular function: serine-type peptidase activity; dipeptidyl-peptidase activity.
UUCUCUCUCCCAGGGACUACUACCUCUCGGCCGCCACCUGGCUCAGCGCCACCGAGGUGUCCGUCGUGUGGAUGAACCGGCCGCAGAACCUGUCCAUCAUCUCCAUCUGCAAGAGCCCCACCUGGGCUUGCGUCGAGACGCAGCGCGUGUCCAACGAGGCGCGGGGCUGGGUGGACGCGCAGCCGCCGCCGCUGUUCGCGCCCGACGGCAACAACUACGUGACCAUGGCGCCGGUGCGCGACGGCGCCGCGGGCUUCUUCCGCCACAUCGUGCACGUCAACAUCACGCGCAAGCGCGUCGUGCCGCUCACGCACGGCAAGUUCGAGGUGGCGCGCAUCCUGGCCUGGGACCACCAGCACCAGCAGGUGUACUACCUGGGCGUGCCCGAGGGCCGGCCGGGCCAGCUGCACCUGUACGUCGUGGGCUCGGCGGCGCUCGGGCAGGGCGAGGCGGCGCCCGUGCCGCGCUGCCUCACGUGCACGCCCGACAAGGGCGAGGCCGGCGGGAGCACCAGCAGCUACUACAACCAGGCCGCCACGGACACGGCCAGGACCGAGGACGCGGGCCAGGACGAGUGGGACGACCUGGAGCACUCGACGGAGCCGCCCGUCACCACGCAGCAGCCCACCAGGAAGAAGGAGAAGACGGCGCCGGUGCCGCGGGUCGAGGAGAUCCUGGUGCGGCCGUGCCUGUACCACAACGCCGUGUUCAGCCCCAAGCUCACCUACUUCGUGCUGGAGUGCAAGGGCCCGGGCAUCCCAAACGCGCGCCUGUUCCGCACCCGGGCGCCUCGCAACCGCACCGCCGAGACCCACAGUCCGGGCCACGCCCCGAGCUACGGCCAGGGCCAGGGCCAGGGUCAGGCGCACCAAGGCCACGCGCCGGGGCACGGCCAGGGCCACCAGGGCCACGCGCAGGACGGGCCGGACCACGCGCCCCUCUUCCUGGCCACGCUGCAGAACAACACCCGCCUGCAGGAGCUGGCGUCCAAGAUGGCGCUGCCGCAGGUCAAGACGUUCCCCGUGCAGAUCUCGGGCGGCUACUACGCGCAGGUGCGUCUGCACCUGCCGCCCGGCCUGCGCGAGGAGGAGAUCACCCGCUACCCGCUCGUCGUGCAGGUGUACGGCGGCCCGGGCACGCAGCUGGUGACGGAGAAGUGGCGCGUGGACUGGAGCACGUACCUGGCCUCCUACAAGGACUUCAUCGUGGCGCAGAUCGACGGACGAGGCUCGGGUGGCCAGGGCUACAAAAUGAUGCACGAGGUGUACCAGCAGCUCGGCACCGUCGAGGUCAACGACCAGCUGGAGGUCACCGAGUACCUCCGGGAUACGCUGCACUUUGUGGACAAGAGGCGGGUGGGCGUGUGGGGCUGGAGCUACGGCGGCUUCGUGUCGGCCAUGCUGCUGUCCAAGGAGCAGGACGUGUUCCGCUGCGGCAUCAGCGUGGCGCCCGUCACCUCGUGGAAGCUGUACGACUCCGCGUACGCCGAGCGGUACAUGGGCGUGCCCAACGUGACGGGCAACUACAAGGGCUACAACGACGCCGACCUGACGCGGCGCGGGGAUGGCUUCCGGGGCAGCGACAAGAUGUUCUUCCUGGUGCACGGCUCGGCCGACGACAACGUGCACUUCCAGCACUCGAUGAUGCUGUCUCGCGCGCUCACCGCCGCCGGCGUGCUCUACCGGCAGCAGAUCUACCCCGACGAGAACCACAGCUUGUUUGGCGUCAAGCGGCACCUGUACCGGUCCAUGGCCAACUUCAUGGACGACUGCUUCCGGAAGCUGGUGCCCCCCGAGCGGAAGGCUGGGCUGCGCAACGGCGGCGCGCCGGGCGAGCAGUGAGGCGCCCGGACCCCCUACAUAGUCUUCCUCUCGUGCCGUAGGCGCCGUAGGCUCUCGCCCUGUCGCGUCCUUGUCUUCCAAGUCUCCCCUCAGCGGCCCGACCGCCCAUCUUAUUGUUAAGUCAUGAACUUUUCUACUUGGCCACGGUAGGUCCUUCUGCAAUGCACGUGUAGGAACUCGCCCGCCCUUCAUCCCUUCCCCCUCCCUCUUCUCUCUCUUUUUCUGCGGGCGUUUCAAUUCAUCUAUCGAUAGUGAAAAGAUACCGUUAUGGCCCCGAUUAUCUUUUCUUGACACUUCGAAGCUUGAUUACUCUUUCAGCCGUGUGCCGAAUGUUCUAGCCUGUAUAUGGAGGUGGUAUGGAUAAUUUCGUGUAUGUAAAGAGUGUUUGAAACGAUAUUCAAGCUCCUAAUCUGCAGCAAUUCACUGCGUUCUUGAAAAGUGUGGUUUUGUUUCGGCAUAUGGAUUGGCAAUGGACGGUGUCAUCACGGAAUGUCUUCCUUUUGAGGAUGGUUAUGAAAACGAUUGCAGUGCCAAAUUUGUGAUAUUUUGUGCAUUGUGCUGACGUUGAAUGUGUUGUGCACGGUAAGAAAACUAUUUGCUCAGGCUGUGUUUUCAAUUUCCUGUGUAAAAAAUGAUUAAACAAAGUUGUUAUAAUUAUUACAUUGUAAUGGUGAUUAUGAUAAUAAUUUUAAUUGAGUAAUGUUAAAUGGUACUUUCUGCUAUGACAACAGUUGCGUUGUGGCCUGCGAUAAAGUAGCUUCUGUGAUUAAAUUUUAAAAUAAAUUUUAUCAUAAAACCGUGAUUUUAGAAUAACAUAUUCUAAAACUUGCUGGAACUUAUAUACACUGAGCUAGGAACAAGUUUUGUUGCCCUCAGUCGCUCGUUUCGUAUCUACGACAGACCUUGCAGGUACAUGCUGCUUUUAAACCGAUGGAUAUGUAGAACCCGCGAAAGAAAAUUUUAAAAAAUCCUCUAUAAUUGGCACGUAUGAAAUGAACGAAACGCACCAGGCUUAAUUCGCUUAGUUUGCUUUUACCACGACAAUUUUACAAAUAAAAAAUGCGUAACAACGGUCAUUAAGAAUGUCACUGUGCAUAAUGUCAAAGGUUAACCAUGCGCCAUCUCGCGAGUAUCUUUAGUGUAGCCCUUUCAGUCAGUGGCACCUUUUCGCAUUGACAAUAAAUUGAAAACUGUGCAUUACGCUUGUGUAUUGAAAAGAUGCAAAUUUAAGAGGGCGCGGUAAUUGUGUACCAGAAAUCACGCUUCUGUAAUGUAACGGCUUGCUUACCCUACAGAAUUCGAAAUGUUCCUCUAUUUUUCUGUUUUUACGAUGCAUUGUUUUAUUGAACUGUUACGUAGGCAAUAGUUUCAAUUUUUAUCUAAGGCACCUGAAAAUACUGCUAAGCUUAGAAAACUCGAUAAUGAGCAGUAUUUUGCUGCGGCGAACGAAAUAUGUUCCUCGUUUAUUUGACAUAACUUUGUUGAUUUUAAGUCAGAGCCUUACACUGGCCAGGUAAAAUUUUAAAUGCUUAUGCCUCCAGGAUGUGGUCCAUGUCCAAUAAUUGGCUACCGGACGGUGUUUUGUUAGCGUUUGUGAUGCACUUUAACUUAAAAGUAUCGGGGCCAAAAGCACGUUGUGUAGGCUAUGUAUAAGACGAGCUACAGUUCGCUAUAGCAAUAAAAACAUGUCACUUUAAAGAACUUUAUGGAUUGAAUCUUUUGUAGCCUAGUGCAAUUUUUAUUCUAUUCUUGUCCUUAAAACAAACGCUUUUUUAAAAGAGUGGAAAAUUGCUGAAAGCAGCGCUUAAAUGCACCAAUCUGAUCAACAUAAAAUGUUAAAAUAUUCUGUCUAGCGAUCGCCUUUGAAAAUUUCCAAUUUUUUUUUAUUUCCAGAUUAAAUAGUAGGAAAUCAUCUUCAGUCAGGCUACCCAAAUAACUUAUGUACGCUCUCCUGCACUCAGGUUACGGCUACCUAAGAUGUCAGAAGCCUCGAACGUGUGUCAGAAAAGUUGCACUACCCAACAUAUCACAGGCUUUUAUGGUUACGGUGAUUAAAUUCCUUCAACGAACCAAUUGGUGUUUACAAAUCUAUUCUUAAGUAUUGUACUUGACCUAAAUAGUCUAGAAUACUAUACAAAUACAUACAAAUUAUUAUGUAUACAAUUUCUACGUGUGCUGCGCGCGUCUUUUCGUUUUCCAGCAGUGUCAUUUCUCUAUUUCAGGUAGAUAAAGGAUCGUCACUAUUUUGUAUCAUUUCUAAGCGCCAUAUCACAAUACCUCGUAAGGUCCGUUCAUCGUUCUGCAUCGAAAUAACUUUGUAAUGUACAUAUAUUUUUAGACAUAGAUAUAUUACAGUUGUUUGACGUCAUUGAAAUUUUAACUUGUUGGGGGUGUUGAUUUGGUUGGUUCAGGUGUAUUGAAACGUUUCCAGGUAAUACCCUUACUCUACAAGAGUACAUACGCAUGUAUGUGUUUUUUGUUUGUUUACGUGAACUUUUUAACCCAUUAUCAGCCUACUUUUGGCAGUGGCAAUCGAUAUUUCAAACAAAUAAGUUGAAUAAUAAGACGUUUUCUUCCUACACGAUCUAUCCAUGUGGAGUGUGUAUGUGAUACUUGAAAGUGAAGUUACACCGAAAAGAUGCGGGUAGUGUAAUGUGAGCCGGACAAGCAUCGAAGGCCUACUGAUAAUUUUCACUGUCGAUUUCAGUUUGAAUCGCGAUUAAAAAUUGGCAUAUUUUCUAUUUUGGCCACUAAUUACCGGCUUAUAAUGGGAUGGCUUAUGGUAGCUUGAUUUAGAUUUUAUGUCGGGCCACACUGCCCACUGUGAUGCUGAAAGUGAAAUAUUAUGUAGAGGAAUAGUAUCUAGAUCUAGAUCAGUACUUUCCCAAACUAUAUUCCAUAUUUUCCUUGCAUUUUAAUCUUAUCAUUUCACUAAUUGGGCAGGAAUGUUUCUCCGGCACAAUUUUUAAAAUUAGAUGAUAAUUUUAUACCUAUCCAGAUGAAUACCUCGCACGUGGUGAUGUAAUUGGAUUAGAGGGCCGCCAAAAUCUUUUUCAAGCCAGUGGCAAGGGACAAAUACUUGCUCCUUUACUCGUGUAGGAAAAAAAUCUUCUCCCAAUGAAUUAUUGAUUUUUGUGCGCAUUUCCCAGCCAGAAAUGAAAGACGAAUCAACGUCGAAGCGACGUCGAUGUUGCUCGAAAUGUACGCAAUUUUGUCUCUCAAAUCGAGGUAUCAAGGUCGAAUCGAGGUCGAAGAAAUUUUAAUUUCAGGCUGAUUUUUUACCUAUAGCUUGGAGUUAAUAUUACUUCUUUGCGCGAGAUGUGGAAAUGCUCGAUUGUACUUGUAAUUUAAUAUGAUUGGCAAAAGUUGAAUUGGAUUUGGCAACCCAUGUCCUGUGUCACGACUUAAUGCUGCCAUUACUUACGGGUACAUUGCGUUUGGUUGUGUCGUGAUGGAAGCGCAUAAAGAUUGUAAACAAAGUCGACAGUUGACUACUCUGUACCGGGUGAUUCAGAGAAGACGCAGGUGCAGGCGGCUUUGCCUACACGCUCUGUCCGUAAGGCGCCAUAGCCCCUUGGGUAGGCAAACCCGCCCGUACCUGCGUCUUCUUUUAAUCACCCGGUAUGCACUUAGUACAGACGGCGGCUGUGCACCCUAUCCUGUGGGUACAUUGGAAAAACAAUGAUACUAAAUGUAAGUCCUUUUUUUUUUUAAUGCACUAAAAUAUUAGUGCAUUAACAAAGGAACUAAAUUUUAGCUUCUUUAGGGCUCUUUACUGUCAGUUUUACAAUCCUGCCUGCAGACACUGGAAAAAUUAGUGUGAUAUGCGUCACAUUACAAGUGUGACGUCCUUCGCAUGUCGCAUUUGGUGUGACCGCAUUUUUGGUCACGUUUGUAGUGUGGCCUAUGUGUUCUGCCUAUAACUUAGUUUUUCCAGUGGAGCGUGACGAUUGACCAUUUGUGGUCACGCCGUUACCGCAUUGAAUGUGUUAAAACACAGUUUAGCUGCUCCUUUCGAGACUCACACUGGAAACGCAAGUGUGUGAAUGUCGCUCAUUUUUGUAGAUGAGCGAAUAUCCGUUCGUACACUUACGGAGGGUAAACGUUUAAAUUUUCUCAGAAAAAUUCACACGUUUACCCCCCUAAAUGUACAAAUGGAUAUUCACACACCUACAAGUGUGCGACAUUCACACACUUGUGUUUCCAGUGCAGGUAGUGCUUUGCUAAUCCACACGAACUGCGCGAAUCUUGAACAGCGCGACCGAGCUGGCUAAGUGUCGAAUGGCCCACUACCCGCAUGUCUAUAGUCCAAGGUCUCAAAGACACGCUGUUGUUAGUGUUGGUCGACUUUGUUAUUUAUCAAAAUAGUCAUGCGUUAACAACACGACCUGGGCCCAGUGAGAUAUUUUAACGUAACGGAACACCUUAAGGGGCUAAGUGGCUCUCACGAGAUGUGCGAAACAUUAUUAGUGGUAUAUUUAAAUUCGAUGCAUUAUACUGACUUAGUAAACCUUUUAGAUAAUAUUCUUAAUUCUGAUAUAGCAUAUUUCUACUUUCUUUUUAAAGUGUACAUUUUUGAGAAUUGAAUUCGCCAAAUAACCAACGACCACCUCAAUGCACUAUGUGGUGCCCAAUGUUUUUGUCUCUUAUUUGCCAGGCACACUGGUUGCAUUGUUAAAUCUUCCUAGUCUAUAUUUUGUAGUAAUAGGUAUUUCCUGGUUGUUGCGUGGUAAACUUUGUGUCAAGCGGUGCUCAAUGCCUCCCAUCUUUACCCUUCAACUUCUGGCGUUCAUUUAUUUUUUGAUCUACGUCAAUAUUUUAAACGUAUUUUAAUUUUUUCAGAUAGUAGUUGAUAGUAGUUUUAUCAGCCCUUUCUGAUUUCUUCUAACCCCUCCACGUCUAUUUUUGUAUAUCGUGAGAGUGAAGCUGCCCCACAUCCCUCUAGGGCCAUAAUAGGGGUGCUUUCUGGGUAAAAAGUUACACAAGUCGGGUGAGCCCCCUUUUUAUAUAAACACUGAACUAGAUGAGAACAGAUUUUAUGUAUGAUUUUGUACCCGCAAGAUGCAUACUGUAUAUUUCAUUUUAGCUUCCUAAGAUUCAGGUAAAUGACUUGAAUGUUUGACACAAACGUUUACCUCUCCAAUGUUCUAUUGUGAUCCUUUAAAAUUUGAUCAAUUACCAAAUUAUGCGACGUUACUCUCGUAGGAAUACACUUCUGUCGUUUCUAUUAUACUGUACAAAAGUAUUAAGUUUAAACUUAUGUCAUUUCCAUGAAAUUUACAAUAUAUACUAAUUAGGUUUAAAUGCUAAACUUGUUACGUUUUUGAGAAAAUUUAAAAGUCUACACAUUCUUAGAAAAAAUAUAGCGUAUACACUAAUUUGA